Messenger RNA from Paramormyrops kingsleyae, 2252 nucleotides. Its product is annotated as heterogeneous nuclear ribonucleoprotein A/B-like. Gene Ontology annotation, biological process: regulation of gene expression. Lineage: Eukaryota; Metazoa; Chordata; Actinopteri; Osteoglossiformes; Mormyridae. Gene Ontology annotation, cellular component: chromatin; nucleoplasm. Gene Ontology annotation, molecular function: RNA binding. The record is from RefSeq and is a predicted model, not a curated record.
CAUGUGAUCCCAUGAUUCCAAAAGGCAGAUACUGCAUUCCUGAAUCUUAGCACUUUGAUAUUCAUUUAAUAUACGGACGCACUGGCUAUUCUUCCUGUGACACAGUUCGGCGAAUUGCAUUCAGUCCUGUACACUAGGAGCAGCGUACAUGCAGUGCAGCAACAGAUACAACAGAAGUGUCGGCGUUUGAGCUCCUGAUGUUUGAUUUAAAACACGUGCGGGGCACCGCUGGGUCUCAGAGGAGCGACACCUUCUCUGAAUGCUGCAUAUAGAGGGAUCUACGGGCUGGCCUGUUUGAAUGGGAUAAGCCGCGAUGUCCGACACUGAGCAGCAGUUCAUGGAGACCUCGGAAAAUGGCAACGAGGGCGACGACCUGAACGGGGCCGAGGCUGCCGAGCAGCCGGACUAUCAGGAGGAAGCGGCGGUGGAGGAGGAGGAAGAGGAGGAGGAGGAAGGCGACUCGCAGCAUGGCGCCGAGGAUGGCGGGCGGAUCAACGCCAGCAAGGGCGAGGAGGAUGCGGGCAAAAUGUUUGUUGGCGGACUUAGUUGGGACACGAGCAAGAAAGACCUCAAGGAUUAUUUCUCCAAGUUCGGGGAGGUGACUGACUGCACGAUCAAGAUGGACCCCAACUCGGGACGGUCGCGAGGAUUUGGCUUCAUCCUGUUCAAAGACGCCACGAGUGUGGAAAAGGUGCUUGAGCAGAAAGAACACAGACUAGAUGGGCGACAGAUUGACCCAAAGAAAGCAAUGGCGAUGAAAAAAGAGCCAGUUAAAAAAAUAUUUGUUGGUGGUCUCAAUCCAGAGACGACGGAGGAGAAGAUCCGGGAGUACUUCGGGACCUUCGGAGAGGUCUGCUGCGUUAAAUCAAGCCAGAUGUCUUCAGAAAAAUAUAAUUCCUGCUUUCCUGAUUUUCACUCUUGUGUUGUCCCCCAGAUUGAAACCAUAGAGCUUCCAGUGGAUCCAAAGACAAAUAAAAGGAGGGGAUUCGUCUUCAUCACGUACAAGGAAGAGGCAUCUGUUAAGAAAGUGCUUGAAAAGAAAUACCAUAAUGUUAGCGGAAGCAAGUGUGAGAUUAAAAUCGCUCAACCCAAGGAGGUUUACCAGCAGCAGCAGUUCGGCGGCCGUGGCUAUGGACGUGGCAGGGGGCGAGGUCAGGGCCAGAACUGGAACCAAGGCUACAACAGCUACUGGAAUCAAGGUUAUGGCGGUCAGGGGUACGGAUAUGGUGGCCAACAGGGAUACGGAAGCUACGGCACUUACGGCAACUACGACUACUCAUCUGGUUACUACGGCUACGGAGGGGGAUAUGAUUAUAACCAGGGCAAUACAAGCUAUGGAAAAUCUCCGAGGCGUGGAGGCCACCAGAGUAGCUACAAGCCAUACUGAUCGCGCGCGGCAUAGGAAUGAAGUGAGUCAGAGCAAGACCCUCCGCGGCGAAGGCAGCAGCAGCAAACAUGGGGCCUAACUUGCCUUGGGAGUCUGCAGAAUUAGACUCGUGCUCCAUUUUGUACAGUCGAGGAACUGGGGAGACAAAUGUCACUUUUCCUUUGUUUUAUAUAUAUAUUUUUGUUUGUUUAUUCUGUCAUACACAUUUCCAGAGAUGGAAGUGUUAUUUUUACUGUACUUUUUGGUACCUUUUUUGGAUCUAAUGUAUUCUAUGGUUGUAUUUUACAUGUAUCCUGGAUAAUCUGCGAGAGAUGAAAUCAAGAGACGACAGAACUUUUGAAAUAAACAAUUUGACUUAUUUUUUUUUCCCCCCCAUGUUUCUAGAUUUUUUUUUUUUUUUUUUUCGUACGUCUUUCUGGCUUGUCUGGGGCAUUGAGGCAAGAUUCCGAGAACAAAUGAAUUGAAUUAAAUUUAAUCGUAAGCUUUUCUUCUAGUUAUUUUGUGAGUGUUUGACAUGUAGAUAUGGGCAACCCAGCUUUUUGUUUGUUUUAUAAAGUUAUCUGCAUUUUUAAGUGGCUUUUGAUAGCGUAAUUACACCCAUAACAUGCACACCUGCUAAUGUAUAGUCAUUACUCUUCCACUGGAAUUUAAUUCCGCUAGUGACCUGGCAAAUUCUUAGAAAUAAACUUUUGGUUUAUUAUUUGUGUGGAUGUUUGAUUAUUAACUUAUAAUAAUUCUGAUCGAUAUGGAUUCUGGCAGUUACCUAAAUCGUUGGCAUUUUGAAAUGGAUUCUGGUUGCUUGUAAGAUUCCUGUGUGUUUUGACUGCUCCUUGUAUUAGCUGUUGAAUAUAAAUAUUGAUUUGGA